GGAGGAGGAGGAGGGGGGGAUCCAUUUAGCCACACACCACGCGCAUACUUGCCAGAUCUACAGAUCUAGUAGUCGACAUUUUCCGCCACAGCAAGCUUGAACUUGAACGUCGACGAACAGCGACUUGCCUCCAACAACGAACGCGAUACACCGCACAAUGGCACCUCCAAGACUGGCCGCAUCUUCGAGCGGGAGCGAAAGCGAAGACGACGCCCCCGAUACGCUCACCUUCGAUUCCUCCAAGGAAGCCGCCAAGGGCGCGGAGCACGCGCUGCAGCAGCAUCGGGCGGCGGAGAGGCAGAAGCGCAAGGAGCUGAACCGCGACCGCGACCGCAGGCGGAAGGAACAGGCUCAAAGCGCGACGAGGAAGGGCAAGCAGCCCGCGGGGGCGUCUGAGGAGAGCGAGGAGGAGGGGGGCGGACCGAAGAGCGAGCUGGAGGCGAGGAUGGAGAGGGCGAUGCAGGAGGCGGAAUUGGAGUCUGACGAGGAAGACGAGGUGGGAGAGGAAUGGGGCGGCAUAGACGACGGAGGACACCGAGACGGCGAGAGCGACGACGAGGGCUCUUCGGAUGAGGACGAGGAGGCCAGCGACGCAGAAAACUCCAACGCAACAGGCUCGGAUUCAGACGCAGAGUCCGCGUCGGAACCUCCAGCCUCGAGCAAAAAGGCCCCCCGCGCGCCGACCUACCUCCCCGACCACCUCUUCAAAGCCGCCCUCUCCGCCCCCGCGUCCUCCUCCAAAAGACGGUUCGACACCGCAGACGAGCCGUCCGACCCGCGCCCGCGCAAGAAGCGCGCAAAACGGCCAGGAAAAGCCAAGGACAUCGUAGCCGGCUCGCGGACGAUCCGCACUCUCGCACCCACCUCCCCGGCGGUGCCUACGACUAUACCGCGCGCAAUGAUGCCCCCUGCGAGGGUGAACAAGUUCCUCAAUCGCACGCUCAACCUGAAGGGCAAGCCCGAGACUGCCCGCGCGAAAGGUUGGGAACGCAGAGCCGCAAACGUCGGCGUCAUGAAACGGAAUGGCCCUGCAGCUAGUUUCGUUCGAAACCAGGGGUAUUCAUAGCCCGAUGUACUUCUCGCUUUCGCUCACGGACGCAUCCCACAUCGUCGGAUUCAGAGAAAACGCAUCAUAGAUUCGUUCUACGAAUAAGUGACACACCAGUCUGAAACAUUUGUAGUCGUAAAUAGGCAGUACGAGUCGUGAGUGUGCAUAGGAGAGAAGCAGAGCAAACCGUGUCUACUGUACAACAACAACAGCGUGCGUGUGU
Messenger RNA from Rhodofomes roseus, 1271 nucleotides. RefSeq lists its product as uncharacterized. NCBI's taxonomy places the organism in Eukaryota, Fungi, Basidiomycota, Agaricomycetes, Polyporales, Fomitopsidaceae. The record is from RefSeq and is a predicted model, not a curated record. Bases 158 to 1066 code for a protein of 302 amino acids. The transcript is spliced from 3 exons.